GAGAGAUGUGUAGUGGUAUCAGUGUGCGUCUCACAGUGGAUCGUCGUAAAGCGGCGAGAUGUGGAGGGUAGUGGAGCUCGCGGCGUGUUUGCUGAUGAUGUUCAGUCAUGUUUCAUCUCUAAGUAAGAUCUUUGGAGAGGAACAAGUCCGAAUGACAUCAGAGGGUUCCGACUGCCGCUGUAAGUGUAUCAUGCGACCUUUGACCCGGGAUGCGUGCGCCCGCUUGAAGACGGGAAGCGUGCGCGUAGAGGAUUUCUACACGGUGGAGACGGUGAGUUCAGGAUCCGACUGUAAAUGUUCCUGCACGGCUCCGCCUUCCUCUCUCAACCCCUGCGAGAACGAAUGGAAGAUGGAAAAACUCAAGAAACAGGCACCAGAACUGCUGAAGCUGCAGUCUAUGGUGGACCUUUUAGAGGGAACGCUCUUCAGCAUGGACCUCCUUAAAGUUCACUCGUACAUCAACAAGGUGGUGUCUCAGAUGAACAACCUGGAGGAGAUGGUUAAGGUGAACAUCUCACGGGAGAAUGACUUCAUUAAAGACAGCGUGGCAACUUUGUCCAAUCAGCUGCGCCAGUAUGAAAAUCAAUCUGACAUCAUGAUGAGUAUCAAGAAGGAACUGUCCAAUCUGGGCCUGCAGCUGCUGCAGAAAGACCCCGCCCCCUCUGGCCCAAAGAGCAAAUCACAGGACACGGUGGGGAUGAAUAUUAAAGAUGCUUCAAAGUUUCCUAAGAAGAAACCAGAGAAAGCCAAACCGCCACCUAAACCGGUGAAGGAAAAACCAGGCAAACCAAAGAAAGAGACCACUAAACCCGGUAAAACAGAGCAAACGGAAGCGCCCAGUAAAAGCAAACCAUCACAGAACCAGCCGGGACUCAUCCGAGGAAUCACAUACUACAAAGCCACCAAAACUGAUGAGACGAGCAACCAAAAUGUUAGAGAUGAAGAGAAAGCCGAUGAAGCAGACACACUGCUAGAGGUAGAGGAGAGCAUCACUCCACCAGUUACCUUAGCAACAGACAAAACCACAACUACCGUACCCACGACAACAACCUCCACUGUUUCCACGACGACAACAACCACCACCCAGGCCACAUCAACCAGCCGAAUCAUAUAUAGUGAAGAAAGACCGGCGCCGACCAUCACGCUAGUGCUGGACAACACUGGCAACAACACGUACAUUACAGUUAAACAGCAGAGCUGUGAAGGGACCCUUGGGUCCAUCGAGCUGCCCAUCAAAAAGAACAGCUACGGCAGGAACGAGGGGGCUUGGAUGAAGGAUCCGGUCGCCAAGGACUCAAAAAUCUAUGUCACCAACUAUUACUAUGGCAACAACCUUGUGGAGUUCCGGAACUUGGACAACUUUAAACAGGGUCGUUGGAGUAAUCUAUACAAGCUACCUUAUAACUGGAUCGGAACCGGUCAUGUUGUGUACAGAGGAGGCUUCUUCUAUAACCGCGCUUUCACAAAGAACAUCAUUAAAUACGAUAUCAGACAACGCUUCGUAGCAGCCUGGUCUCAACUGCACGACGUCGUCUAUGAAGACACCACACCUUGGAAGUGGAAAGGCCACUCUGACAUCGACUUCGCCGUAGACGAGAGCGGGCUCUGGGUCAUCUACCCGUCCACCGACUACGACUACGGACAGGCCGAGGUGAUCGUGGUCAGUAAGCUCGACCCCAAUGACCUGUCGGUCAAAAAGGAGACCACGUGGAGGACGAGACUGAGACGGAAUUCCUUCGGUAACUGCUUUAUAAUAUGUGGCGUCCUUUACGCCGUGGACGUUUACAACCAGAGAGAAGGAGAGGUUUCAUACGCGUACGAUACGCUCACCGGUUCUGAAGCGUCUCCACGGUUACUUAUUAAUGAGUACGGAUUCACCACACAGGUGGAUUACAACCCUAAAGAGAAGGUUCUGUAUGCAUGGGAUAAUGGACAUCAACUUAAUUAUAACAUCAACUUUAUUGAGCAGGAAAAGAAUUGAGCUUCGACUGGUGGAUCGUAAGCGUAAUCCGAUUGGUUUCUGACAAAGAGCGACGUAUUUCAUGUCCUCGUGAACUUAAUUUUUGGGGGGGAUUAUAUUAGGACAAAGGGACAUAACACUUGUUGAAUGCCCAAGAUUGGUGUCAAUGUUCCGGUUUCGGAGUUCAAGUGCCGUUUAACAUUUUAACAAUUUUAUCUUCAGUUUUAAACCUGAAGCUACAUGUUAUAACAAAUGGGCGUGUUUGGUUGAGAAUAAAAUACGUAUGGCCUAUUUAAGAAAAAUGACCAUAACCAAAGAAUAUAAAGUUAUUAAUUUACCGAAUUGUAAUGGUAACUAGCAUCCACAUCCAUCGACGAUAACAGUUCUGAUACAGUUUCACUCCAAGACUGCACAAGCCCAAAACAGAUCCGUUUUUAUUUGUUUUCUCUUCCAUCAGCUAGGAAAAAAUUGCUCUGACAGCUGCUGUCAUUUCAUUCAGUUGUUAAUACUUAUGGUUAUUAAAAAUAUGGUUAUCGUUGUUGUUAUUGGCAGGGGUGCCGCCAGAAAUUCUGGGCCCUAUGGAAACCAAAAUUUCUGGGCCCCCUACAUUUUUUACAGAUAAAAUUUAACCCAAUAAACAUGCCCUGUAUACUUAAAAAAAGAUACUUAGCACAUUGCAUAAAAUGUCUAAAGAUGAGUACAAAGCCUACAAAAACAAGAAAAAAUAUGUACUUGUUUACAUAAAUGGGAGAACAUUUAUUAUCGCAAUUGCAAGCACAACAGAACAUUAUGUACACAUAUUGACAUAUACUUUUACAUGAACAAGCUUUAGCUGGGCCAAACUGCUCAAUCAAGAAACAUCAGCUACAGUAGAACUAACCCGUAAUUAAAUCCGUCCAGGAAUAAAACGAGGUGCAGACAAUAAAGCUGGCUCUGCAUCUGUAUAAGUCACGCACGCAGGCACGCACACACUCACACACACCAUAUUAUUUUUAUUGGCCUAUUUAGUUUUCUUAAUAUGAAAAAUUUAAAUAUCUAUUUUGUAAACUUCUUAUAGCCAAUACACGUUUUAUUCCAUUUUAUAUAAUUUUUUUGGGGGCAUUUUAUUCAUAUUAAGAACGUCAAGUUUGACAGCAUCGAUUUUAGCAGCAGCCCUGUCAUUUCACAGAGCACACGACACACACGACACGGCAAACUGACUUUUUGUUUUGCAAAGUUAUCAUCAUGUGGUGAACACAGUAGAUAAGACGUGUUUAGAGGCUUCAAUCUUCGCGAAGUUUCGCGCUCAGGCUCACCUUGUUCGGGGAUGGGGGACGUGGGGGAAGGAGGACGUGGGUGUGCAGCAGCGCUGAAUCUGUGUUUACGAGACAUGAUAACGUCCCGGAGACAGCAGAGAUGUUAUUAUUGUUGGAUGUAAAUCAUAAUUCAGUAAUUAUUUUACUAAGCUAGCUAGAUAAAAGCAGGUCAUGUAGAAACAAAAAUAAGUUUUGGAAUACAGGAAUAGGGCAAGCUACCUUUCUUUAUGAAAAACUGUGUGACAUAAUGUCGACUUUGGCGUUCUCUGUCUUCUCUUUCCUUCUUUUCUUUCCGUUUUUGAUGCCCUGACUUUUGAUGUGACAUGUCUGCGUGUGUCACUGUCUGCGCUGCAUCAUAACAAGUCCAAUUAACAAAAGACGCUACACUAGCGAUCGUAGCUCGGACAGCGCAGGUGGAAUGAACCAUUGUGAGGGGAGGGGUGUGAUUGAAACAGUAAAUACAUUUUUUUGUUUUUUAAAUAUUAAAUCUAUGGUCAAAACGGAGAAAAUACACAGUUAGUGCACGAGGGGCCCUAGCACAUUUAAUGCAUGUUUAAAAAAAGAAAAGAAAUAGGAAAAUAAAAAGGGGGUCUGCUCUUCUGGGCCCUAAAUUAGCCUGGGCCCUUAGAAUCGUCCUAACCUUCCACCCCUUUACGGCGCCCAUGGUUAUUGGGCCUUUACAAACAUUUUGACUCAAAUCCGAAUCCCUCAUUUGCUGUCUUCAAACGUUUCAUGACUCCGAACAGCGUUUCUGGAAAUAAAUACUUAGCAAUAACAUAGGUUCUGAUGUUUCAUGUACCUGUAAAGAAAGUUUAUAAACCUUACACGCAUUCUCGACACACCUGCAGGAAUGUUUAUGUCUGUUUUCAUAUUAAACGUUCCAGAGAAUUCAUUGUGUGGGUUUCAGCCCAUGUAGUCUCAGUGGGCUGGUAAUACCAUGAUAUCAUGCUGAAAGGCAGCUGUGUGUUUUAAUAAGAGAGCCCUAAUGAUGUUUGUCUCUCUCAUGACAGGGCAGGGUUAUGUAUAGAAUGUUUAUAACAAACAGGGAUAUGCAGGGAAAGUCUCUGUAGUGCAUGGUUAGGGUACAGACUGUAUAUGUAAUGCAAUUCAAUGUUAUUGUUUAAUAUUAUUUGUGGUCCUUGUGCUCAUUGUAAGUAGCAGAACAUUUUUAUUUUAAGUUGGAGUUUAGAAACGGCAUCUUUCACAAAAGGAAGAGAUUUCUUUAACUCUUCUAAUGCAGCAUGUCUGAUUUUAAUAAAACGAUAUUGUUAA
Triplophysa dalaica is the source of this 4527-nucleotide messenger RNA. Its product is annotated as olfactomedin-like protein 2A. Gene Ontology annotation, biological process: signal transduction. Lineage: Eukaryota; Metazoa; Chordata; Actinopteri; Cypriniformes; Nemacheilidae. The record is from RefSeq and is a predicted model, not a curated record.